AUGGACACACCAUCAUCAAACCGCUGCCGGGCCUCCCGCACCAGCUGCGUCCAACCCUCCUCAACCCCCCAAUCCCGCGACUCCGAACUCGCGACACCGCGAAAUCCACCAUCCCUCCCAAGCCCGACAGAACGACUCCUCGUAGCCGUAUUCCCCACCAUCCUCAUCUUCGGCGCCAUCUUCUCCCUCGUAUCGCCGCACACGCGCAACGCCGAAUUCGACUACGUCACACAAUCGCACUCGCAGACUUCCCCGCCAAGCUACUUCGCGCACAAGGGCAACGUAUUCAACCGAUACUUCGUCAAGCAAGGAUGGGCGUGGACGACCGGCGCCUUUUUGCUCUUCGCGCUGACGCAUCCUUCGUUGAGGGCCGGUUCCAAGAGGGCGCAGGCGUUGGCGCGGUUUGCGCUCGUCACACUUUGGUGGAUCUUGGUUACGCAGUGGUGUUUCGGGCCGGCGCUUAUUGAUAGGGGGUUCAGGCUUACCGGUGGUGCGUGUCAGGCGCUGGAGGAGUUGGUGGAGGGGGAUAGGGAGGCGGCUAAGUUGGAGUUUUUCACGGCCGUGACAUGUAAGGCUGCCGGGGGACGUUGGGCUGGUGGUCAUGAUAUCUCGGGACAUGUGUUUCUGCUGGCGUUGGGGAGUGGGUUCUUGAUGCAGGAGCUUGGGUGGGCUGUUGCGCGGUGGGCUGGGAGAGGGAGGGAGGAGAGGGCAGUGGUGAUGGAUGAUGGGGCGGUUAAGGGGGCUGGGGUUGAGAGUGCGGCGGCGUUCGGUGAGGGGAGGGAGAGGGGAGGGGACAAGAUUGGUUUUGGGGGAAAGGUUAUUUUGGCGGUUGUUGGGUUGGAUCUGUGGAUGUUGUUGAUGACGGCGAUUUACUUCCAUACGUGGUUCGAAAAGUUUACUGGACUAGCCGCCGCGAUUUUGGGAUUGUAUGGCGUCUACAUCGUCCCCAGGCUUGUCCCAGCUCUCGUCAAGUCGGCCUUCUCAAAAGCCCGCGCCAAUGGCGACCUGCUCUACUUCCAGACCUAUGUGACGGUCUUAGCCCCGGCCUCCAUCCCAUUCCAGCUCCGCUUCUCCCCCGCGCUGGCGAGCAAACCCACCGCUCCCCUCCCCGUCCCAAACGCCCCCAAAAAAGUCUUCGACCCCUUCGACAACCCCGCCAAAGAACUCCUCGUCGCCGAAAUCCAACCAUCGCACAACCUCGUCCUCAACAAAUUCGCCAUCGUCCCCGAGCACUUCAUCCUCGCGACCAAAGACUUCCGCGAACAGACGCAUCUCCUCGAAGAGAGCGAUCUAGCCGCCACGUACGCGUGCAUCUCGGCCUACCAUGAGUCCGUGCCCGCUGGCGAGCUGGGCAGCGAGGUGGGCGAGGGAGAGUUAUUCGCGUUUUUCAACUCGGGGGAGUUUUCGGGUGCGAGCCAGCCGCAUAGACAUAUUCAGCUCCUUCCCGUUUCGAGGAUGCGGGAGGGGCUUGAGGGGGAGGAGUGGGAUGUCCUUGCGAAGAGGUUAGUCGGCGAGGUGAAGGACUUGCCGUUUACGGUUUUCGCGGCGCAUAUAGAGCCCGGUAUCGAAGGGUGGGAACUGAGAGAGAAGUAUCUUGGUUUGUACAGGCGGGCGUGCGUGGCUGUCGCCGAGUGGCUAGGAAGGGAGGAGAUUGCCCACGGGGCGGAGACGCAGACGAGUGGGGAGGCGAGGAUUAGAUAUAACUUGGCCAUGACGCGGCAUGCGCUCAUUGUGUGUCCGCGGUUGGCUGAGGGAGGCCCCGUGUGGGAGGGGGGCGAGGUCGUGGGGAAGGUGUCUUUGAAUGGGACGGUGUUGGCGGGGACGGCGCUGGUGAAGAAUUUGGCGGAAUGGGAUUCUUUGAGGCAUGAUCCGGACGGGUUGUUGCAAGUCUUGAAGGUUAUUGGCGUGCCGAAGAGGUACGAGGAGAAGGUAAUCGAAGAGACGAGAGCGGAUGGGGUGCUGAAGAGUUCUAUCUAG
Messenger RNA from Scedosporium apiospermum, 1977 nucleotides. RefSeq lists its product as uncharacterized. The coding region runs from base 1 to 1977 and encodes 658 amino acids. Gene Ontology annotation, molecular function: ATP:ADP adenylyltransferase activity; ATP binding. The transcript has 4 exons. Gene Ontology annotation, cellular component: endoplasmic reticulum membrane. NCBI's taxonomy places the organism in Eukaryota, Fungi, Ascomycota, Sordariomycetes, Microascales, Microascaceae. Gene Ontology annotation, biological process: lipid storage; nucleotide metabolic process; phospholipid biosynthetic process. The record is from RefSeq and is a predicted model, not a curated record.